Molecule: messenger RNA, 2144 nt
Organism: Coffea arabica (coffee)
Lineage: Eukaryota; Viridiplantae; Streptophyta; Magnoliopsida; Gentianales; Rubiaceae
Source: RefSeq, a predicted model, not a curated record
CUUGCAACUCUCCAAAAAACUGACCCAAAAGAAUUUCCAAAUAUACUUCUGUUCUACGGCCAUUAACCUCAGUUUUAUCAAGAAAAAUUUUGGUGAAAGCUCAUCUGACAAUUUAAGACUAGUAGAACUUCAUUUGCCAGACGUUCCUGAACUUCCUUCAUGCUAUCACACAACAACGAAACUUCAAACUACCACCCCAUCUCAUGUCAACCCUCGAGAACUGAUUAAUUAUUGAUCCAAUACCAAGGCCUGUAGCGGAAACCCCUAUUUGGAAGCAGAAGACACUUAAGCUCAAUCUCGGUGGCAUUCUUCACGCAACUUCUCACUGACGACGUCAUACAAAAAAGUUGUACCUCAAAUCAGCAGGUACUUGUUCAAAUGGAAGGAGAAGAAGAGCACAAUGUUGAGCGAGUUUCAUCAAUAGAUUCUAUACCUGAAAGUGGAGAGGCUACCGGAGAAAGUUCAGCCAAGCGAAUUAGGAAGCAAACAUCAAUUGCUUGGGAUGGUUUUGAUACUAUAGCAAUGACUGCUGAUGGAAGGAAAAAAGUAAAGUGUAAAUGGUGUGCACAAACAUAUUUAUUAAAAGGUAAUUCUGGAACAUCUAAUAUGCUCAAGCAUUUUGAAUCUUGCAAGUGGAGAGAGUUGAAGAAUACAAGCUUUGGGGCUCCUUUGGAUCAAAGGAUACAAUGGUGGGGUUGAAGAAUACAAGCAUUUUUCUUUCUGUUCGCAUUUAACAAAUAACAAGUAUUUAGCAUAAGAGACUUUCUUCAUUUGUAUGAGAUGCACGUGGAACUUUGUUGUCAUUUCAUCAAAAAAGGUAGCAUUUGCUGGUUACCCAUGCUAUUCAAGCACUGCAUUGAUGUGUUUCAGUGGAUCAAUCCUGACCGGUGUUCUUGCAAUAUUUACUGAGAGGGAAUUGUCUUCAUGGAUGAUUGGAUGGGAUUGUAGACUCCUAGUUGUUGCUUAUUUGGGAAUUGUCAGUUGUGGGCUAUGUGUGGCUACAGUUUUCUGGAGCUCAAUGAUGAAAGGCCCUUUGUUCGUGUCUUCUUUCACUCAUUUGGGACUAGUAUUCACUGCCCUUGCUGGAUCCCUCUUUCUAAAAGAGGAGCUGUGUUUGGGAAGCUUGAUAGGAUCCAUUAUCAUCACAAUAGGCCUUUGCCUUGUGAUCUGGGGAAAAGGCAAGGAGGCAACUACAUCUCAAGAUGGAGAAACUGGAAGCAGGAGGGAUGAAGUAACUGAUGGUAGCGAGGCUAGAAUAUACCAAAAUGAUUUUUUCUUCGGGGCACAUUGUGUGGUUAUACUUGGGCUGGUCUGCUACAAGGAUGCCAUGCCUUAGUUUUGGAGGAGAAGAAUUAAUGGUGAGAAGUCCCACUUUGGGAAGAGCACUUUUUCGGCUAAUUACUUAGAAUAUAGGUAGAAAAAAAAAAGUCAGACACUUAUUGGUCAGACACAUGCUGGGUAUAAAUCUAUUGUUGCCGGGCUGACACAGCCCGGCACCUGACACCAAAUUUUUUUUAAAAAAAAAAGAUGUCAGGUGCCGGGCUGACAUAGCCCGUCACCUGACCGAAUUUUUUUUAAAAAACAUGGCAGGUGCCGGGCCCAAAUUUUUGAGCUUUUUAAAAAAGCUGGCAGAGCUACAGAAUUCCUGCCUGAGUCAGAUCUUGUGACAACUAUUAUGGAAUUUUUUUUUUUUUGCUAAUUAGAAAAAAACUAGGAUCUGGCGAAGUAAUGGAGAAAUGUUCUGAUUAGUUAGCGGUAAAAAAUUGCAAAGAAUAUAAGGCAUCUCGUCCAGAUAGUUUAAUUACCCUUUGAUCUUUACAAACCAUUACAUGGCAUGUCUUGGAAAGUGGAAGCUGCCGCUGAGUUCACUUACCUGUGCUUUCCCCAAUGGUUUGAAAAUCAGCAUCAAGAAUUGGGGGAGAUGUAAUUGAAGAACAUUAGUGGUGGCUAAACGCAGUAUCUCAACUUUGAGUGGAUAAAUAAAGCAGAUUCCUAUUUAAUUUCUAGGUGUUUUAUUGGAGUCAAAUUUGGGAUUGUUCUCUUAUUUGGUUAGUGUUGCUUUAUUAGCUAAUUUCUGGUUUACCAAGUAUUUUAUAAUUGAUGUAUUAUUUGGACCAAAUAUUAAGGAAAGACCACUUUUGCAA